AUGGCCUCCGAGAGCACAGCCGCCUUCUGGGCGAAGACCGACAAAUAUUUGAUGUCCACGGGGGUCCCUUACUCUCCCGUUAUCAUCACCAAGGCCAAGGGCACGAAGCUCUAUGAUGCUGAAGGUCGUCAAAUCUUGGACUUCACGUCUGGUCAAAUGAGCUCUCUCCUGGGCCAUUCACACCCGGAAAUCGUUGAGGUGGUUCAGAGGUAUGUCGCUGAGCUCGAUCACCUGCUCAGCAAUAUGAUCACUCAGCCUGUCGCCGACCUUGCUGAGAGAUUGGGCAAGCUGCUGCCCGCUCCUCUGGAAAAGUCCUUCUUCUUGAAUACCGGUUCAGAAACCACAGAAGCUGCCAUUAAGAUGGCAAAGCUCCACACCGGCAAAUUCGAAAUUGUCGCCAUGUCAGCAAGUUACCACGGCCUGACUUCAGGUUCCGGUUCCGCCACCUACUCCGCCGGCCGAAAGAACGGCGGCCCCGCAAUGCCGGGCCAACUCGCGUUCCCGGCACCUUAUGCCUACCGCUCCAUCUUCCGCACGGCCGACGGCGCCUACGACUGGGAGAAGGAGAUGGACUUCGGCUGGUCCAUGAUUGAUAGACAGAGCGUUGGGUCUCUGGCGGCGUUCAUUAUGGAGCCGAUCUUGUCUACGGGUGGCAUUCUUGACCUUCCCAAGGGCUAUCUCAAGCGUCUUGGCGAGGAGUGCAAGAAGCGCGGCAUGUUGCUUAUUCUCGAUGAGGCGCAGACUGGUGUAGGCCGCACUGGCCAGAUGUUCGCUUUCGAGCACGACAACACCGUUCCGGACAUUCUAUGCUUGUCCAAGACUUUGGGAUGCGGUCUGCCUUUAGCGUCUGUCAGCACGACCGCCGCGGUUGCGCAAGGAUGCAAAGACGCUGGCUUCCUCUGGCUGACAACGCAUCUCAAUGAUCCCCUCACAGCCGCUGUUGGCAACAAGGUUCUUGAAAUUGUGGAACGCGACAACAUUUGCCAGCGCGCUACCGACCGCGGAGAACAGCUUCGGGCCGGUCUUCUGAAGCUUCAGGAGAAGUACUGGUGCAUCGGCGACGUUCGUGGACGUGGGUUGCUUCAGGGCAUCGAGAUUAUUUCCGAUGCCAAGACGAAAGCACCUGGAUCAGACCUUGGCCAGGCCGUUUCUGAUAGGGCGAUGUUCUUGGGACUGUCGUGUAACGUUGUCAAUCUGCCGGGAAUGGGCGGCGUGUUCCGACUCGCGCCUCCGGUAACUGUGAAUGCGGAGGAGAUUGAGGAGGGUCUGAGGAUAUUGGAUGAGGCCUUUGGCUAUGUCCUAGAGCAACGAGAGAAGAAGAUUCCCGUAGUAUGA
This is a messenger RNA of Colletotrichum godetiae, 1335 nucleotides long. RefSeq names its product aminotransferase class-III. The transcript is spliced from 2 exons. Bases 1 to 1335 code for a protein of 444 amino acids. Gene Ontology annotation, biological process: glyoxylate catabolic process. The record is from RefSeq and is a predicted model, not a curated record. Gene Ontology annotation, molecular function: L-alanine:glyoxylate transaminase activity; pyridoxal phosphate binding. Gene Ontology annotation, cellular component: mitochondrion. NCBI's taxonomy places the organism in Eukaryota, Fungi, Ascomycota, Sordariomycetes, Glomerellales, Glomerellaceae.